AUGGCGAGUUUACUACAUGGGAGAACAUUAAGACCCAGAGGGCCAACUCCAGGACCCUCGAUAGUUACGACGCAAGAGAAAACACAAGAAAAAUACGAUAGUUUAGAGAAAAUCGAUGAGAUGCAAAUAGACGGUGAUGAAAACACUGAACUCCAAAUGAUAGAACCAUCACAUGUAAAAGAAAUAAAUGUAAAAGGAAAGAAAGGGAAAGGAAAGAAUACGAAGAAAAACCUCAAAAACUUGAAGAAUCAAAAGGAAGAAGUGAAACCUACUGGUAUCGAGUUAGAAGCCCAGGGAGGAGAUAGUCAUCAAGAAAGAAGAGAUCAAAUGAAUGAAGACGAAGUUCAGAUCAACGAACAUCAGCGAAAUGAAAUCGAUAACGAUGUUGUAGGUGACACGACUGUUGGUUUUGUCUUCUCCUUCACUAUUUCUAUCAUCUUCUUCAUGACCCAACCCGAUAAACAACCUCUACAGAGAAGGAGAGGUAAUAGAGACCGACAUGUUAUAGCCAAGUGUUACAGUUGUGUGUUAGACACAGAUAGAGUGGCCGGUGUUACGCUGAAAUACACAUUAUAA
Molecule: messenger RNA, 576 nt
Organism: Melampsora larici-populina 98AG31
Lineage: Eukaryota; Fungi; Basidiomycota; Pucciniomycetes; Pucciniales; Melampsoraceae
Exons: 2
Coding region: 1-576 (191 amino acids)
Source: RefSeq, a predicted model, not a curated record